Molecule: messenger RNA, 2214 nt
Organism: Misgurnus anguillicaudatus (oriental weatherfish)
Lineage: Eukaryota; Metazoa; Chordata; Actinopteri; Cypriniformes; Cobitidae
Gene: lpar3
Product: lysophosphatidic acid receptor 3
Biological process (GO): G protein-coupled receptor signaling pathway
Cellular component (GO): membrane
Molecular function (GO): lysophosphatidic acid receptor activity
Source: RefSeq, a predicted model, not a curated record
UACGUUGAUAUCAUAUGCCGAACGGUCUGCGCAGCUUCGCAUGUAGUCGGACACACCUCUCGUUUCUCCGCCCUCAAACUCAAGAUAAGCCUUCAGCUGAUACUUUGUCAGUCGCACCAGACUGAAGCGAAACUCCACAUCACUAAUGGAGAUUACACCGAGGACCUGACGAGUUUUUUUUUGUUACUGUAAUAUUGUCCGAAGAUGGCCAGGAACAACAGUUGCUACUAUGACAAGCCCAUGGGCUUCUUCUACAACAAUAGCAACAUAACCAGCUCAGACGACUGGGACAGGACGCAACUCAUCCUGGUUCAGGUUGCUGGAUCUAUAUGCUGUUGCUUCAUCUUAGUGGCUAAUGCCAUGGUCAUCGCAUCGGUGGUCACAAACCGGCGGUUUCACUACCCGUUCUACUAUCUCCUCUCCAACCUCGCCGCCUCGGAUUUUCUGGCUGGCAUCGCUUACGUGUAUCUCAUGUUCAACACGGGAACAAAAUCUCGUGAGCUGUCGGUGCAGGCCUACUUUUUUCGGCAGGGUCUCCUGGACACGAGCCUGUCGGCGUCCCUGUCUAACCUUCUGGUGAUCGCCCUUGAGCGCUACAUCUCUGUGAUGAACUGCAAGGUUCACAGUAACCUCACCAAGCGUAGGGUGACCCUCCUGAUCGCCUUGGUCUGGGCUAUCUCUAUAUUCAUGGGUGCGGUGCCUAGUUUGGGCUGGAACUGUAUCUGUAGUCUGGACCUGUGCUCCAAGCUGGCUCCCAUCUUUAGCCGGAGCUACCUGAUCUUCUGGUCUAUGUCCAACUUGGUGCUUUUUCUCAUCAUGGUGGGCAUAUACAUAAGGAUAUACAUUUAUGUGAUGAGGAAAACGGCUGUUAUGAAGGCGCAUACCUCUGGAUCUAUAAAUCGCAGGAGGACGCCGAUCAAACUGAUCAAAACUGUGAUGACCGUACUAGGAGCGUUUGUGAUCUGCUGGACCCCCGGGCUCGUGGUUCUUCUCCUGGACGGACUGAACUGCGAAAAAUGUAACAUCCUGUUGUUCAAGCGUUCCCUCCUCCUCCUCGCCGUUCUCAACUCUGUCAUGAACCCGAUCAUCUACUCUUACAAAGACGAGGAAAUGUGGACCACCAUCAAGAACCUGAUGCGCUGCAAUUGCACAGGAACGAGGCGUCAGAGGUCGUCCAGAGCCAACAUCCAACGCGACUCGGUGCGAGAGACGAGCAGCAGCCUCAAGGAGACCCCGACAGACGACGGCCAAGUGUCCACACUGGAGAUGCUAAAGUCUUGAAGGCCGAUGGAGUUUACUUGUUUUGAUUGCUAUGAAAUUGUCUUGCAGUAUAUUCUCAGAGAUGACUGAUAUUUAAAUAUCAUGGUACAAAAAUUUGGGAGAUUUUCGAAACGUAUGAAGAAUGAGUAGUGUGGGAUCAGGACGUUACAAAUGCCAGAUUCAGAUUGCCCACAUAAACAGCAACGCACAACAUGUCAAAACAUGCGUGCGACCCACCAGGUUAGUUUCGACGGAAACUGACUUAUAAGGUUGUGUUUUACCUCAGUAAUUCGACUAUCGACAAUACAUCAAAUUGCUAAAAGAUUGUGAUUUUUCUUUUAAGAAUGCUGAACUGCAUUUAUUAGUUUGCAGUACAGACAAGUAAUCUGUGAACCUGUUGAUUACUUCUUAAGUAUACUGUACUUAGAAAUCAUGUAUGUACUAUAUAUGUAGAUCAUACGUUAUGUGGAUAUCACUGUAAAGAUUUUUGUAACAUAUUGUUAAUAAUAUACAUUUGAGAGAGAUUUGUUAACUAUAGAAUUAACUCCUCAAAAUGUACAUGCAUUUCUUUUUUGUAAGAAUAAUGAUUUUAAGAUAGAUGAUGUGUUGAUUUUGUGGUCGUACUUUCUAUUAUGUGAUUAGUUAUGCCCUGUUCAUGUAGCUCUUGUGUUGGUCCCUUGCUGUUACGGGACACUUACCUUUUGAAAAGGUCCUAAUAUGCACCAUUUAGGUAGAGACGUGUAUACAUUUGGUACCAGUAUGUAUCUUUAAGGUAUUAAUAUGCACUCUUUGGUACCAAUAUGUACUUUUUAGCUACUAAUAUGAAUUCUUGAGUCUUUAGGUACAAAGUGUACCGCCCAUGUGACAGCUAGGGACUUUUUUUGGGUUUGACAACGUGCCCAACCAUUUACUCCAAAAACUCAGAAUUAAAUAUGUCUGCAUUUCAUUGCAUAC